Molecule: messenger RNA, 1417 nt
Organism: Paramecium pentaurelia
Lineage: Eukaryota; Ciliophora; Oligohymenophorea; Peniculida; Parameciidae
Source: the annotation of a GenBank genome assembly
AUGCCUAACACCAUUUAUUCUUUAUAAGUUUUUAGAAACCUAGAUGUUAAUAGCAUGAUCUAAGCAUAUAAUUAUGCCUUGGAACAUAUUAAUGAACUCUAAAUUUAAAUUGAACAAUUAGAGAAGAGUGCAAUUGAUAUUAUAGUUGAAAAAGAUUAGAUGAUAGAACAUCUAGAAUUACAAUUACAACAUUCUUCCAAAAGACCUAGUCUUAAUAAUCAAGAAGAAGUUAUUCAAUAUAAGAAGUAACUAAAUUUAGUUUAAUUUUAGUCAUAUUUAGGAAUUAUAAACUAGAUUGGAGCAUUUAUAAACAAAACAUUAUGAAUAAUUGUAAGAAUAAGAAAAAGUGUGGAACUAAUAUUUAUUAGAUUAAAUUGCAUAGAAUGAAUUUACAGUUGAUUAAAAAUUAAAGAGUCAUUUAGAAUAAAUUUUUAUUUUAGAAGAUAAAAUAAAUAAAUUAGAAAAUGAAGUAAAAUAUUCAUUUUAAAGUAGUUAGAAAUUAAGGAAAACAUGUAAAUAUCUUUAAUAAAUUAAAAUAAAUAAUUUAAAGAAACCAAUUCUAAAUUGGAAGAAAUUCAAAUUACUUAAAAUAGAUAAUUACUUAAAUUAUAAAUCGAAUUAGAAUAAUUAUAAUAAAAUAAUUACAAAGAGAAAAAUCAAUAUUUAGAAUAAAUUAACGUAAUAUAUAUUUAUUAAAUUAUAAUAGUCUACUCAUUAAGAACUUUAAGAAUUAUAGUCAUAAACUUCUGCAUUUAAAAUGUAAAAUUAAAAAUUAAAUAAUUAAAAUAAAAUCUAUACUAAUACAAUUAAUGAGCUGAUGGUAAAGAAAACAGAAUUAGAAUUACUUAUAUAAACAUAAAAAUAUGAAAAAUAAGAAUCUAUUGGAAAUGGCAAAGUAGGUGCAUUUUCAUCAAUUGAUUAAUAAGGAGAUAAUCAUCAUAUUAGAGAAGAUAUUAAUACAACAGCAUUUGAUAUUAAUGAAGAUACUAUUGACAUAAAAUAAGAAUUGGCAUCUUUUUAAUUUGAUGAAAAUAAUGUUAAUUUCAAUCAUUUAAAAAAAAGUUAUUCUAAUUAUUCUUUUCAUUCAGAGAAAAAAGAUCCUAUUGAUUUAGAAAAUCAUCUAAAAAAUUCAAUAAAAACAAUUAAAUAAUUGAAUGCUUAAGUUUAAUUACUUAAUUAACAGAUUAAAGUUUUGAGAAGAUAUAAUAUUAAUUAAAAUAAUGCAAAAAAAUAUUUAAAUAUUAUGGAAUAGAAUUACAAUAAUUCUGUCUAAUUAAAAUAAGAACAAAUUAAAACUUUAGAAGACAAGAUUACAAUAUAAAAUUAAGAAAUAGUGUAUUUAAAAUAAAAAGUAAAAUAGUAUACUCAAAAACUCAUAAAAUAUAACAAAAAAUUAAUCAAUAACCAAAGUAAAUGA